Molecule: messenger RNA, 417 nt
Organism: Saccharomyces kudriavzevii IFO 1802
Lineage: Eukaryota; Fungi; Ascomycota; Saccharomycetes; Saccharomycetales; Saccharomycetaceae
Gene: MRPL38
Product: mitochondrial 54S ribosomal protein uL14m
Exons: 1
Coding region: 1-417 (138 amino acids)
Biological process (GO): translation
Cellular component (GO): ribosome; mitochondrial large ribosomal subunit
Molecular function (GO): structural constituent of ribosome; large ribosomal subunit rRNA binding
Source: RefSeq, a predicted model, not a curated record
AUGAUAUUUCUUAAAUCAGUUAUUAAGGUGAUCGACAACUCAGGUGCGCAAUUAGCAGAGUGUAUUAAAGUCAUCAGAAAGGGAUCUCCCAAAAGCCCUGCCAUGGUUGGAGAUAGAAUAGUGUGUGUUAUCCAGAAAGCAAAACCUUUGACUCAAAACAUCACAGGAACAGCUAAUACUAAUCGUGUCAAAAAAGGCGAUAUUUGUCACGCAAUUGUCGUAAGAUCUAAGCAGCGUAAUAUGAGCAGAAAGGAUGGCUCUAUGGUUGCAUUCGGAGACACUGCCUGUGUUUUGAUAAAUAAGAAUACCGGUGAGCCCCUAGGGACAAGAAUCAUAGCUAACGAUGGAUGUGUAGAUAGAACAUUGAAAGAUAAGGGAUACAAUAAGAUAUGCUCCUUAGCUAGUAGGGUCAUAUAA